CAUCAUUUGACUUCACAGUAACCAUCAGUUGAUACCAACCAUUCAUUGCUACGGGACUAUGAAUGACGGCAACAACACCGGCACCGUUGGGACACUCAUCCCGACGCCCAACACCACCGCCACAGCCAUCACCACGGGAUCAGUUGCCUCAGCGGGCGAUCACCAGCGCUGCGAAGACACCACAAAUCUAUGCCAAUUUGAGCACCGGCAGCCCGUUGAGAGUCUGGUGACCAUCGUUUCGCGGACACAGAUUCCGCCACUACAGCAACAGCAACAACAACCGCCACAACAACUACAACAGCCGUCCACUGGUGGCCACCCGGUUAUGGGCGCUCCGCCACCGGCCUAUUCAACCAUUCCGGGAACGGUUCCGCUGUAUAUGUCACGUACGGCGGGUCCGCCGCCCUCUUAUGACGAUGUCAUCAAUCCGGAAGCGCCGCCUCCGUCGUACCACUCCCUGUUUGGUCAGGUGCGUGAGGCCCGCAAGUCGGCCUCAGGUCUCUGGGACUUUGUCCGGAAGCUGAUCCUACUGUUGAUUGGCACAUUGGGCUGCACGAUGAUCAUCGGUUUCACCCUGGUCAUACCGCUGUCGAUGAUCAUCAUCGGCACCAUCUAUAUGAACGAGUGUCGCGUUGAGAACAUACCGGAGUUCCUGUUCAUCGGCGGCAUUGUCUGGAUCUUCAAGAACAUGAUGAACGUGUGGGCGCAGUGUCGACGACAGGCCGCCGCCACCGCUGGCGGACCGCACGGCCAGAACGGUGUCGACGAGAUGGAGCUCCGGUACCGCAAACACGAGUCACUGUUGAAUUGUUUUCUCUUCGGAUGGUUUGUCGCAGGUUGUGUAGUGAUAUACAGGGCGUAUAUCCCGGACUUCGAGGACCGGACGAGUGUCCGCUACUGUAACCGCACAGUCUAUAUGUUCGCCUUCUGGCUGAUAACGUCGACGUUCAUAGGGUUCGCGCUGUUGAUGACAUGCCUGUGCGGCCUAACCAUGUCUGCCGUGUUUGCGAACGCCAACACCGCCAACGCCGACGAAGAGCUGCCGGUGACCACACCCGCCGACACCAUCGCCGCCAUCACACGCGGCGAUCGCCGCCAAGUGGUUGACGGCCACAACCCGUAAUGUGUGGACUCGCGCUAGUGAUGGACAGCACACAUACACUCACGCAUACGUAUACCGCACUCUCGACAUACAAAACCCCCGACUGAUUGUGAU
Medioppia subpectinata is the source of this 1216-nucleotide messenger RNA. Lineage: Eukaryota; Metazoa; Arthropoda; Arachnida; Sarcoptiformes; Oppiidae. The record is from the annotation of a GenBank genome assembly.